Messenger RNA from Andrographis paniculata, 438 nucleotides. Its product is annotated as metalloendoproteinase 1-MMP-like. Gene Ontology annotation, cellular component: extracellular matrix. Gene Ontology annotation, molecular function: metalloendopeptidase activity; zinc ion binding. Bases 1 to 438 code for a protein of 145 amino acids. Lineage: Eukaryota; Viridiplantae; Streptophyta; Magnoliopsida; Lamiales; Acanthaceae. Gene Ontology annotation, biological process: proteolysis; collagen catabolic process; extracellular matrix organization. The record is from RefSeq and is a predicted model, not a curated record. The transcript has a single exon.
AUGUUGCGAAUAAGGUUUGUCCCAAACACUCAGACGUAUGCAAUUACUGCGGUGUUUCUCGCAUUUAGGUUGUGGGAUUUAACCACACGCUUCACCUUCACGCGUGUUGCUGACAAUGCAACAUCGGAUAUAGUCAUCGGGUUCUUCUCAGGGAACCACGGGGACGGGGCACCAUUUGAUGGCAAUGGGGGUGUCUUAAUUAGCCCAUGCCUGAUGGAAGGUUUCAUUAUGAUGUAUGUUGCCGGCGAGAAUUGGGUGAAUGGAGCUGUCCAAGGUGGAUUCGACCUACAAACCGUUGUGCUACAUGAGAUAGGACAUCUCUUGGGGCUCGGACACAGCCAAGAUUCGUCUGCAAUCAUGUACCCUAGUCUUGCUCCGGGACAAGUCAAGAGUUUGGGCAUCGAUGAUGUUCGUGGAGUCUUAGCUUUAUACUCGUGA